Messenger RNA from Punctularia strigosozonata HHB-11173 SS5, 720 nucleotides. RefSeq lists its product as uncharacterized. NCBI's taxonomy places the organism in Eukaryota, Fungi, Basidiomycota, Agaricomycetes, Corticiales, Punctulariaceae. The record is from RefSeq and is a predicted model, not a curated record. Bases 175 to 696 code for a protein of 173 amino acids. The transcript has a single exon.
AGCGAAUGAUACCCCAAAUAAAGGUUUUCGUAUGCUUCUCGGCGUCGGCUGCUUACUAUUCAUUCCCAGUCGAUCAAGGCCUUCGUCGCGUUCUUGGUGCUCAGUAUGAUGCGCAUCGUAUCAGGUUACUCAGAGCCAUAGGCCACACCCGUUCUCAGGUCUGAUGUGCUCCAAAUGGGUCUCGAUAUACUGGACAUGAUGCUCCACCCGCCUGGCCUCGUGUAUUUUGCCCCACCCUCGACUUUUCCACCCGAUGGGUUAUCAGUAACAACGAUCGCGGUCAUGCUCGCCAUAUUUUCCGGUCUACACGUCUGCACGUCUCGUCAUCUUCUGUUCGGCGCCUGCCGCUGCAACGUGUCGAUCGACUCGCCUGCUGCUUCCUUCUUUCCUUUGAACACGUGCAACCUGAUCCGGGCCUGUGUCAGAUCCGACUCGGAGUACGCCGGUGUAGGGCAACUGAACGUGAUACAACGAAUGCCAUCUCGACGAUUUGGCGAAACAUCUCACUCAGCCUCGUGUGUUGUGUGUCAUCGUAGCUCGACCAUCGGGGUAUUGAAAAGCCUUGUACCUCGGCCCACAGGCAUAUCCCUCCGUAUGCGCAUUCCAUGUGCCGAGCGAGGCCUUUUCAGGCCAUCUUCUGGUAGAGGCACAAGUACAGCAUCGUUACAACUGACGAAGCAACAAUGGUAUAGUUGAAGUAUAGGUCUCGGCAAGCUCCCG